GUCAAAAGGCUUGGAUAGAAAAGACAUUUUUCAAAAGAGAAUGCAUCUACAUAGUUGCCAACAGCAAAGACAGCAACAGAUGUUGCUGUGGUCAGCUCAUUACGCAGCAUGUCCCACCUCCUCAGAAUGCAAUAGCCAACAAGACUGGAGAAGACAACAAACUGGAAGCUGUGCCUGAAAAAUGGUCUAUAGGUAAACACACCCAACUGAAUCCCACAGAUGCAUUCGGAAUACUGGAGUUCCAGGGAGGCGGACAUUCAAAUAAGGCCAUGUAUAUCCGGGUAUCUUACGAUACAAAGCCCGAUUCUCUACUUCACCUCAUGGUAAAAGAAUGGCAGCUAGAACUCCCUAAGCUUCUAAUCUCUGUGCAUGGUGGACUCCAGAACUUUGAAAUGCAGCCUAAACUAAAGCAAGUCUUUGGGAAAGGGUUAAUCAAAGCUGCCAUGACCACUGGGGCCUGGAUAUUCACUGGGGGCGUCAGUACAGGUGUAAUACGUCAUGUGGGCGAUGCCUUGAAAGAUCACUCUUCCAAGUCCAGAGGAAGAAUAUGUGCCAUAGGAAUUGCACCUUGGGGUAUUGUGGAAAACAAGGAGGAUCUUAUAGGAAAAGAUGUAUCAAAACCUUAUCAAACCAUGUCUAAUCCUCUGAGUAAACUAUCUGUAUUGAAUAAUACUCAUACACACUUCAUAUUAGCGGAUAAUGGAACACUUGGAAAAUAUGGAGCUGAAGUCAAAUUAAGACGCCAGCUAGAAAAGCACAUAUCACUUCAGAAAAUCAACACUAGGCUAGGACAAGGUGUACCCGUGGUAGCACUCAUUGUGGAAGGAGGUCCUAAUGUUAUUUCCAUUGUCCUUGAAUGCCUGCGUGAAGAACCACCUAUCCCUGUAGUUGUUUGCGAUGGAAGUGGGCGAGCCUCUGACAUACUAUCUUUUGCCCACAAAUACUCAGAGGAAGCAGGGAUAAUCAGUGAAUCUCUUCGUGAUCAGCUUCUUGUUACCGUUCAGAAAACAUUUAACUACAGUCGGAAUCAGGCUCACCAGCUCUUCAUCGUCCUAAUGGAAUGUAUGAAGAAAAAAGAACUGAUUACUGUUUUCCGAAUGGGAUCAGAAGGCCAACAAGAUAUUGAAAUGGCUAUCCUCACAGCCCUUCUAAAAGGAACAAACGCCUCUGCUCCAGAUCAGCUUAGUUUAGCAUUAGCAUGGAAUAGAGUUGACAUUGCACGCAGCCAAAUUUUUGUAUUUGGACAUCAGUGGCCGCCUUUAGGAAGCCUUACAACAGCUGAUGGGUCCAAUCUAGAUAAAGAAAAACGAUCACCUGUUCCCCAAACUAAGGCACCCAGAGGCAAAGGCAAAGGCAAAAAGAAAGGCAAAGGAAAAGAGGAACCAGAGGAGGAGACAGAUCCCAGGAAGAUUGAGCUUCUGAACUGGGUUAACUCUCUAGAACAAGCUAUGAUGGAUGCACUGGUUCUAGAUCGGGUGGACUUUGUAAAGCUUCUCAUUGAGAAUGGAGUCAACAUGCAAAGGUUUCUCACCAUUCCUCGUCUAGAAGAACUGUACAAUACUAGAUUAGGCCCUCCAAAUACGCUGCAUUACCUUGUAAGAGAUGUAAAGAAGAGAAUCACUAGGGGAUUCGGAUGGGUUAACAUGGAGGGUAACCUUCCACCAGAUUAUCAUGUCAGUUUAAUUGACAUUGGCCUUGUGCUGGAGUACCUCAUGGGUGGGGCUUAUCGUUGUCAUUACACUAGAAAAACCUUCAGGACCCUCUACAACAACUUAUUUGGACCAAAGAGGCCAAAAGCCCUCAAACUUUUAGGAAUGGAGGAUGAUGAACCUCCAAGUAAAGGGAAGAAAAAAAAGAAAAAAAAGGAGGAAGAAAUUGACAUUGAUGUGGAUGAUCCAGAAGUUAGCAGAUUCCAAUACCCCUUCCAUGAACUAAUGAUCUGGGCUGUACUAUUGAAAAGGCAGAAGAUGGCUCUCUUUCUGUGGCAGCGUGGAGAAGAAACCAUGGCAAAAGCACUGGUAGCAUGUAAACUAUACAAAUCAAUGGCUCACGAGUCCUCUGAAAGUGAUCUUGUAGAUGACAUUUCCCAAGACCUGGACAACAAUUCAAAGGAUUUUGCUCAAUUGGCUGUGGAGCUUUUGGAUCAGUCUUACAAACAUGAUGAGCAGGUUGCCAUGAAACUAUUAACUUAUGAACUUAAGAACUGGAGUAAUUCUACUUGUCUGAAACUAGCUGUGGCUGCCAAACAUCGAGACUUUAUAGCACACACAUGCAGCCAGAUGCUUUUGACAGAUAUGUGGAUGGGGCGACUGCGCAUGAGAAAGAACCCAGGUCUCAAGGUUAUAUUAGGGAUUCUUUUUCCACCAACCAUUUUGUUUCUGGAAUUCCGGUCACAUGAUGACCUUUCAUUUCAUACCUCAAAAGAAUAUGAAGAAGGAAAAGAGAAAGAAGAGGAUAACAUAGAUGGGAAUGCUGAUGCCAAUUCUCGGAAAGGAGAUGAAGAGAAUGGACAUAGAAAGCAAAGGAGUAUUCCUAUUGGCACAAAGAUCUAUGAGUUCUACAAUGCCCCGAUAGUCAAAUUCUGGUUUUAUACAAUUUCCUACUUAGCAUAUUUAAUGUUAUUUAAUUAUAUUAUUUUGGUGAAGAUGGAGCGAUGGCCUUUAUUUCAAGAGUGGAUUGUCAUUUCAUAUAUCGUAACACUCGCACUUGAGAAAGUGAGAGAGAUUCUAAUGUCUGAACCAGGCAAGCUGAGCCAGAAAAUAAAGGUCUGGUUACAAGAAUAUUGGAAUAUCACUGAUCUCGUGGCCAUUUCUGUGUUUAUAAUCGGAGCAAUUCUUAGACUGCAAAAUCAGCCAUACAUGGGAUAUGGAAGAGUCAUAUACUGUGUGGAUAUUAUCUUUUGGUAUAUUCGAGUUUUGGAUAUAUUUGGAGUCAACAAAUACCUCGGACCUUAUGUUAUGAUGAUUGGAAAAAUGAUGAUUGACAUGCUGUAUUUUGUGAUCAUCAUGCUGGUUGUGCUGAUGAGUUUUGGUGUGGCAAGACAGGCUAUUUUACACCCGGACGAGGAGCCAUCAUGGAGGCUAGCCCGCAACAUCUUUUACAUGCCAUACUGGAUGAUCUACGGAGAGGUGUUUGCAGACCAGAUUGACCUAUACGCAAUGGAGAUAAAUCCUCCGUGUGGGGAAAACCUGUAUGAUGAUGAUGGGAAACGUCUUCCUCCUUGCAUUCCUGGUGCUUGGCUCACCCCAGCGAUCAUGGCCUGUUAUUUGUUGGUGGCAAACAUCCUCUUAGUAAACUUGUUGAUAGCAGUAUUCAACAAUACAUUUUUUGAAGUAAAAUCUAUUUCAAACCAGGUGUGGAAGUUCCAGCGGUACCAGCUUAUCAUGACAUUCAAUGACCGACCCGUUUUACCACCUCCAAUGAUAAUCUUUAGCCACCUCUACAUCAUUCUGAAGCGCCUUUGUUGCCGCUGCAAAAAAGGACAAGAAGGAGAACAGGAUGAGCGUGACAGAGGGCUGAAGCUGUUUCUAAAUGAAGAAGAACUAAAAAAACUCUAUGAGUUUGAAGAACAAUGUGUAGAGGAAUACUUUCAAGAGAAGGAAGAUGAGCAGCAGUCAUCAAAUGAUGAGAGGAUUCGGGUUACGUCUGAAAGAGUUGAAAAUAUGUCCAUGAGGUUGGAAGAAGUCAAUGAGCGGGAGCAUUUCAUGAAGGCCUCUCUGCAAACAGUGGAUCUUCGUCUUUCUCAGCUAGAAGAACUUUCUGGUAGAAUGGUGAAUGCACUUGAAAAACUUGUUGGAAUAGACAAGUCUGAAUUAGUUCACAUGCGCUCACGAGCUUCCUCAGUCUGUGAUGCAGCUUAUCUUCUAAGACAAGGCAGUUUGAACAGUUCUGAUGGCAACAGCAUAUAUAAAUACCAUGGAGAGGGAGAUGAAGUAGCAGGAGAUGACAGCACAGGGUCAAUGUCACCUGCAUUGGGGUUAAGAAAAAAAGCUUACUCUUUUGGGAUGAAAACAGAAAGUGAAAAUGAUCAAAAAGCCCAGUUAGUGCCGCGGCAGGCCAGUCUACGUUAUGCUUCAAGCGCUAAUGCUGUUGCAACUAAAGAUUUGAGCAAACUGACUUUAGGAAUUGUUUCACAAACUACAAGACCAGUUUCUUGUAUUGAUACAUGGACUCCAGAAUGUGAUAAUCAACAAGAAAGCAAGGAAGACACUGAUGGAGAAACAAUUGUCCAAAAUGAUGUCAUCAUAAAUGGUCAGUCGCUUAUAAAUGUUCCUUCUCCUGACUUUCCCAACUCUCAUUUAACAGUUGCAAGGACAAAACUAGAAGCCACAAUAUCCUACCCCUUAGAGAAAUCAAAAGCUGCAAGAUAUUAUCCUGGCCAGUCAUUUAACACUUGUCAAACAACUAUGACAAAAUCUAGAAGUUAUAUAUUUACUCAGGCUGGUAAACUAGUUGGUGGUGUUAAUAACUGGACAACGGAGUACAGCACAAUUAUGGACCAAAUUUGUCCAACUUCAGUAGAAGAUUGGGCCAACCAGUUCAGCUAUCAAGAUGCUUCUUGCAAGGACAAUCCAGAACUUCCCAACAUUGAUUCAGAAGCUGAGGUCCAAGCUGAGCUUAAACCAUUGCUAACAGAUACAGAAGAUGAAAGUGAUGUUGGAGAAAUAGGAAACAGUGCCUCCUUCCCUUGUGUACCUUUCCCUGAAAAGACAGAAAACCUACUCUCUGUAAAGUCAGAAAGGAAUUUUGACUUUGCUUCUCCUAGAUCAAAGAGUUUAUAUGGUCAUUCUAGAAAGGUACGAUCCUUAAUGGAUAAACUAGAAAGACCUGGACAUGCCAGUAGUGUCAUGAACAUUGUAGUGGCCUGUGGAAGUGCUACAGAAGACUCAAAGGCAAAAAAAGAAAGUACAUCAACAGAAACAGAGUGUUAAUGUAAAUGUGUGUGUGGUAAACUGAUUAGUAAAAUGGGGGAUGCCAAUCACAAUGAAAUAUUGUAAUGAUUUAUCCCAUUUCACAUAUACCUUCAAAAUAUAUAGAAAUAUCUAAUAAUUUUUAGACCACCUGCCAUUGAGGUGUGGUACUACAAUUUAUUCAAUGCUACAGUCUAUGCAAUCCUAUUACAACAAAUAGCAAACUCAACUUUUUAUAUUCCACUUUAUAAUGCUCUAUUUUUAAAUGAGUGAAUGAACAAAUUAAUGAAAAAAACUAACAGAUUUACCACCUCUUAUUAGCUAGACAUAUUAGAUAUAGAUAGAAUAAACAAAAACUAGUGUUAGAAGUACUAACAGUUUCUUUUAGGAAGCAACAAAUACAGUGAAACCUCUUUAAGUUGACCACCCAAAAUGACACUGAAAAGUGAUCUUCUCAAAGAAGAUGUCCUGUGUGCACAAUAUAUGGUGAGACUGAAAAUCUGUCAUGGAAAGUGGUGGUGGUCUUCUCAAAGAUGUGUUCUUUUUGGGAUGUUUCACUGUACUAUAUAGAUUAUACUUUAUUUUUUAUUUUUCUUGAAACUAUAGCCUCAUGCCCAGAUUGUUACAGAAGUAUUAUACCCAAGAAGCAAUGCUCCUCUGUAAUACAACAUUUAGUGGAGAAUGCUAUGAUGUUUUUCUUUUGGAUUGGAAGUGUAAAACUACUUGUGCAUGAGCCCUACAUCUGUGUAAAGUGACCUAAACAUCCAAUGUCUACGACCUAUAACACCAGAAAUGUAACAUAUUAUGAAUUAAUGCAAAGCAUUUACAUUUUUUAUAAUCUGUUACAUCCUAAUAUUACAUAGAAAUAUCCAAUUAUAGUUGAAUGUACACAUAAAGUAUCAUUAAAUGAACAUUAAGAUAUUAAAAACAUUAAAACACAUUAAAAACAAUUAAAUCCCUUAAAUAUUCUAUUGAUAGUUGAAAUUUGGGACCAUGAUGAAUGUUAUCAAAACUAAAAUAAAAUAAAAUAUCUACUAUGAUAGAUGAAUCCCACUCCUUUGAAGGAAAAGACAACGGCUCAAUGGUGAAUGGUUCUAGAUGCUACAAAAUGUACCAGAGUGGUUGAUACUUUGUUAGCCCCAAUAGCUAUCACAUACAGGCACCCACAGUGCAGUUAAGAACCACAACUGCUUGAGUAGUGAAUAUAAAAAUGAUUAUACUAAGGGUGCUGCCAUACAUUCAGGUUUAGCCAAAUUCAGGAGUAGAUCAAGUAAGCAGCGAUGAGUGAAUUUCUUGAAAUUCCAUUUGGAUUCAAUUCAGCCAAAUCGGUUAGG
Molecule: messenger RNA, 6244 nt
Organism: Bufo bufo (common toad)
Lineage: Eukaryota; Metazoa; Chordata; Amphibia; Anura; Bufonidae
Gene: TRPM1
Product: transient receptor potential cation channel subfamily M member 1
Exons: 27
Coding region: 270-4931 (1553 amino acids)
Biological process (GO): protein tetramerization; calcium ion transport into cytosol
Cellular component (GO): membrane
Molecular function (GO): calcium channel activity
Source: RefSeq, a predicted model, not a curated record